Molecule: messenger RNA, 1584 nt
Organism: Penicillium chermesinum
Lineage: Eukaryota; Fungi; Ascomycota; Eurotiomycetes; Eurotiales; Aspergillaceae
Product: hexadecenal dehydrogenase
Exons: 5
Coding region: 1-1584 (527 amino acids)
Biological process (GO): aldehyde metabolic process
Cellular component (GO): cytoplasm
Molecular function (GO): aldehyde dehydrogenase (NAD+) activity
Source: RefSeq, a predicted model, not a curated record
AUGGGUGUCACACUUCCUGAAUUACAAUAUACCGCGCUCGAGGAGAUUCCCGCGCGCGUCUCCGCCGCCCGGAAGGCCUUCCUGGAGAACAAGACCCGCGAUGUGGAGUUCCGCCUCGUUCAGCUGCGGAAGCUCUACUGGGCCAUCAAGGACCACGAGGAGGAGAUUGCCGAGGCUUUAGCUCAGGACUUGAACAAGCCGCGUUUUGAGACUGAGGUCGCCGAGAGCGGCUGGUUGCUCAACGACAUCGUCUUCACCACUCGCAACCUGCACAAAUGGGUCAAAGAUGAGAAGGCUCCGGAUAUCGACCUAACGUUCAAAUUCAUGAACCCUAAGAUCAGGAAGGAUCCCCUGGGCACUGUCUUGGUGAUUGGUGCCUUCAACUUCCCCUUCCAGCUGACCAUGGGUCCCGUCAUCGGUGCCAUCGCCGCCGGUAACACAGUCGUGAUUAAGCCCAGCGAAGGCGCCCCCCGCAGCGCCGCCGUCAUGCAGAAGAUCGUCGAAGCCUCCCUGGACCCCUCUGCCUAUACCGUUGUUCAGGGUGGGGUCCCCGAGACUCAGGCCCUGCUUUCCGAGCGCUGGGACAAGAUCUUCUACACCGGUGGUGCCAACGUCGGCCGUAUCAUCGCCAAGGCCGCUGCCCCUAACCUGACCCCGGUUGUUUUGGAAUUGGGCGGCAUCAACCCCGCCAUCGUCACCAAGAAUGCCAAUCCGCGCCUCGUCGCUCGUCGUAUGCUGUGGGGUAAGCUUCUGAACGCAGGCCAGGUCUGCACGUCACAGAACUACUUGCUUGUCGACAAGAGUCUCGUGUCGCAGGUCGUCGAGGAGUUCAAGAAGGCGUAUAAGGAGUUCUAUCCCAAUGGCGCCAAGGACUCGCCCGAUUACUCUCGUAUUAUCAACCAGAACCACUUCCAGCGCCUGAAGUCCAUGCUGGACAACACCCAGGGCAAGAUUGUCAUGGGCGGUACCCUGAACGAGAAGGAGCUUUUCAUUGAGCCUACUGUGGUACUGGUGAGCUCCAUUGACGACUCUCUGAUAACACAGGAGAGUUUCGGACCCUUGAUUCCCAUCCUUCCAGUCGAGGACCUCGAUGAGGCUAUCAAGCUUGCCAACGGCGUCAUGGACACCCCCCUCGGCCUGUACCCCUUCGGCUCGAAGGCCGAGGUCAAAAAGAUCCUGAAUUCUACCCGCUCCGGCGGUGUCUCUGUCAACGACGCCGCUCUGCACAUCCCCACCCUACCCUUCGGUGGUGUUGGCGAGAGCGGGAACGGCGCCUACCGUGGCCGUGCGAGCUUCGACGUCUGGGUUCACCGCCGCCCCGUCACCACCAGCCCUGGCUGGCUGGAGAGCAUCCUUGCCAUCCGCUACCCGCCUUACGCCGGCAAGCUGAGCAAAUUCAAGGCUGCCAGUACCCUGGUACCGGACUUCGACCGCAGCGGCCGCAAGCUAUCCUUCGGCUGGCUGCGCUACAUCCUGACCCUCGGCGGCGGUAGCGCGAAGUCAGGGGCUGGCCGGGCCGCCGUUGUUGCUGCUAUUGCCUACUUCGUGCUCCAGGUGCUUGAGCGCCGCACUUCGAAGCUGUGA